Molecule: messenger RNA, 573 nt
Organism: Fusarium proliferatum ET1
Lineage: Eukaryota; Fungi; Ascomycota; Sordariomycetes; Hypocreales; Nectriaceae
Exons: 1
Coding region: 1-573 (190 amino acids)
Source: RefSeq, a predicted model, not a curated record
AUGGCUGUGGCCCGCCGGCUCAAAAAGCAGGAGGCCGAUCGCAAGUCCCAGAAGCGGGUGCGUGAGAGGACCAAGAGCCGCAUUGCGCAUCUUGAGAACAUGGUUGAAACUUUGCGACAAAACGACUCAAAGGCACAAAUACUCACAUUGAUGGAUCAGCUGGGCCAGGUUACAAAGGAAAGAGACAAUUUACUACAAGUGCUUAAGUCCCUAGACUCAACAAUUGGUCGUCAUCUCGGUAACUCCACCACAAGCAAUCCUGCUCCAGACACAAAAUCCGAACUAUCGACGCACGCAUCAACAAGAGGACCUACGACCCCGGAAUGGGGAGAACAAACAGUCCCAGUCACUGUUACUGGGGGGUUCUCAGAAAUGUGUAGCCCUACAACACUAGAAACCCCAAUGGGCCCCCCUCCAAGUAGUCUCUUCGCCUAUAGCUACACCGCCAGCCACGAGCCAUAUUCAACAGCUUUUGGCAACCUGAUCCCCCCGCCCGACGUGAAUCAGCUUUGGCAACUUUCAGGAUUGGAGAGUGAUAUUGUCCCAUGGCCACAAAGAGUUCCUCAAGGUUGA